GAGUGCCUGUGUGUGUAUGUGUAUGUGUAUGUGUGUGUGUGUGUGUGUGUGUGGGUGUGUUAAUGGAUUAAAAAGUUGACAAGAUCAUUUACAGACGCAUCUCGAAGUGGGAAUUUAAAAAAAGCGACUCAGGAACAACUUAUAUCUUAAAGCAGGAAACAUGGACUGCAAGGAAGAAAUCAGUGACUCGGACAGUGGGAUCAUCUUAAAUUCUGGUCCAGACAGUCCUACAUCUCCUGUGAAGGACCUCAGCACUCACACACGGGUCAUUAGGCUGAAGCACCAGGCUCUGGAGGACAGACUGGAGCUGUGUCUUCUGGAGCUAAAGAAACUAUGCAUCAGAGAAGCAGAACUUACAGGAAAGUUGUCAUCUGAAUAUCCUUUGCUGCCGAAUGAGAAACCACCACAGAUCAGGCGACGUGUUGGAGCGUCCUUUAAACUGGAUGAAGGGCUGCUUCCUCAUGGGAAUGGAGAGAAAUCAGAGUUGCAUUCACUUGAGGCUGAUUUGGCCCUCCAGCGACAGAUAUAUGAAGCAUCCCGAAGGCUGUCUCUUGAGGAAAAUAUCAGCAAGCCGGUAAGGAAGAGCCGACUGCAGCAAUGCAAACACGAGGAAAAGAAAAUGAAGGAGCUCCAGGAAGCUGUGAUGAAACACUGCAUUAACCAGAGCUGUAUUUCACCAAAGCCCUGCCGUUCCUCCAGACAGAGAGAUCUGUGCAUAUCUGAUGACAGCUCACUGUCUGAUGCUGCUGCCCAUGAUGAUGAUUUAGAGCCAGGCCCAUUGUCCCCGAUGACUCUAGACUCUGGGAGUAGUUUCCAGCAUGUACUGACCCUUUCGCCUCAUCAUGGAUCAAAGCAUGCAGGUUCCAGAUCCAGCCUAGAAUACAACCGAUCUCCAAUCCAAAAUAUUCCAUGGACAGAAUCCAGUCUGGAUCAGCCAUAUCAGAAACACAAGAAGCUUCCCUCUGCCAGCAGCAGCAGGUCAAGCAGUCCAACAGGAAGCUCUAUAGAUCAGAGACUGGAUGACAUUCCUCCUGCUCCACAGUUCGUGUUCAAAAGCCUGGCAAUGCGCAACAAUAACUCCAGCAGCACCCCGUCUACCCCAGAACUGCCGCUGCGCCGCCACAUCUCCCAGUCCUUCAGGUUUCCCAGAACCAAGCCAGAGGUAAACAAACCGAGUUUAGAUCUGAGCCGUGGAAGGACGAAGCUCCCGCGUCGCCGGGUCACUGACUUUGCAUUAGCUUACUCAGUGCAGCGUCUGUAUCAGUGCAGCUCAGAGGACAGCAGCUCGGAGCACUCCAUAUCCUCCUACAGCAGCUCAUCCAGCCAUGAGUUAACUUCUGAGCUGACCAAAGCUUGCCCACCUCCUUACGGUUUUCACUGCACCACUCCAAACAACUCCCAGGGCCAGCGCUCCACCAACAACAUCCUUCCCAAAAACAACCAAACUGUAAACAAACAAAUUAACAAACCCACUGUGACCAGCCCAUGUCAAAAUAAUAGCUAUGACAGGAUGCUGCCAGAGAGAGAUAUUAGAAAGCUAAACCUGGAUUUGACAUCUCUACAUACAAAUAAACAGCAAAUAGAGGUGACGUCACCUAAGCGUUUACUUAAACCACCUCCACCGUACCAUAGGCUGGCACGCACACCUUCACUGAAGGAGUAUCCCAAUCAUCCUAGCAGGCUGCUUCCUCGAGAUGUUGUCACAAACGAUCUCAGGGCAUGGCAUGAGAGGAACAAUGUGGGUGAAAUCAAGUUUCUGCCACUGGAACGACAUGGGUCUAUGCGUGCUAAACGCACACCAGAUCAAGAGCCGCCACCAUACCACCAGAUCCAGUCUCAGAGACAGACUCCUCAGAAAGUGAUCCUCCAGAGAGCUCCUGAUGGAACUCCUCUGCAGUGGUAUGAAGAAGAAGACUGUGAGAUUGUAAGCCAGGUCUAGAAGCCAGAGAGCUGAAGCAUCUUUUGCCGUUGUUGAUGUCAUUAAUACAAUGGACUCAGUGAUGCUGUCUGAUAGUAAAAUGCUGAUUUGGAGUAAAAUGUGAAGCUGAGCCAAAUUGAUGUGGCACAGAUUUUCACCAACUGUGGAGUCCUUCAUCACUUAAACACUGACUGAAAUUCAAGUCUGAAAAUUACUUAACUGUAAGGCAUCAUGCCAUAAUUUCUGUGAUGAUGAUGAUAAUAAUGGUUAUUAUUAUUAUUAUUAUUAUUAUUAUUAUUAUUAUUGGUCCAUGUGUACAUUCACUAUUUCUUAAAAAAAGUCUCCUGAAAAGUACCUUUUCAAGUAUAUGUUGUGUCUGGUACACAGUUUUCUAUUCCCUACUGUUUUGGAGCACCAAUUGUUUAAUAUAAUGUAAUACAUUAUGUAUUAAUAUAAUAUUUAUGUUCUUUUUACUUUUCUAAAAUUAUUCUCAGUGUAUUUCUUACACCUUUUACGGUUUCUACAUUUAAAUAUUGUUAGAUGCUGCUAUGCUGUUCAUCUGUUUUAUAAACUGCCUGCUAGAUUUUAUGAGUGCAGAUAUUUCCCUUAUUCAGAUGUGUUAAAGCAGCAAUUCCUCCCUAUAAUAUAUAUUUGUGUACUAACAAUGUAAUGUGUAUUUAAUCUUAUUUAUAAUAAAAUAUAUACUAUGCUAUAAGAA
Tachysurus vachellii is the source of this 2636-nucleotide messenger RNA. RefSeq names its product innate immunity activator a (gene inavaa). Gene Ontology annotation, biological process: positive regulation of protein ubiquitination; adherens junction maintenance. The record is from RefSeq and is a predicted model, not a curated record. The transcript is spliced from 10 exons. Lineage: Eukaryota; Metazoa; Chordata; Actinopteri; Siluriformes; Bagridae. Bases 161 to 1939 code for a protein of 592 amino acids.